AUGGUGACGUGGAGUGGUGGAAGUCGUUCGGCGGAGGAAAUUCUCCAGAUUGCUUUCAGCAGCGAUGUUGAAAGGAACCAUCUUGACGAUGAGGAUUUUUCACUGGACGGGAACGUGGUGCAGGAGAUCCAGCAGGUGUUCGACUCCUGGAUUACCCAAGUGAUCCGGCUUUACAAAGGCUUGGACCUCAUCGAGUUCGAGUGGAUGACGGGGUCCUAUGGCAAAGAAAGGAACAGACAACUGGAAAACUACAGGUUCACAGUACUACCCGUCGUGUCUUGGGUGUACAUCAAGGACGUGGUCCGAAACAUGCAAAUGACUGUCCUACCUGACUCAUCACAGGGCACGGCCAGCCUUCAUGACGGAGAGAUUGAGCUCAUGGUUCACCGCCGGCUGGUGGAAGACGACGGCUGCGGGCUCGGGGAGGCGCUGAACGACACGUCAGUGGUGCGCGGCCGUCACUGGGUUCACCUCGGCACUUCUGGCUGGCCCCGCAUGCGCCAGCAGGCGCUCCAGCUCGUCUACGCGCCCGUACUCUCGUACUACAAGCUGGGCAGGGAGUCACUCGAUGGCAUGCUCGUCACAGGAAACUUCUCAGGGCUGCGGGAAGAACUGCCUGACAACGCGCACCUGCUGACAUUGGAGGCAGUCUCAGCGUCACGGAUCCUGAUCAGGCUCGAACACAUCAACAUCGACAAGAACGACAAGGAUGCCAAUGACAAGCUCAUCUCUAUCACGCAUCUGCUGAGGAGCAACCAACUGGAGGACGUGCACGAGGCGAGCCUGUCGGGACACAUGCUUCUGGACGAGAUGCGGAGACUACAAUGGCGGCAGACACAGACGUCCGGCGGCCCAUCGGGCACCAUUGGCGGCUCCGGCGUCGUUCGCGAACAAGACAACUACUCGGUACAGCUGUCGGAUGGCCGCAUCAGGACCUUCUAUGCAUCCCUAUCCCCCAAGACGCGCUAAGAGAACGGUCGUGACGGCGCUGUUUCGUUUGCUCAUCUCUAAUAAAGGCCUCAACUGGCAGCUCGGUAACUCUUCCCAGUGGUGCU
Rhipicephalus sanguineus (brown dog tick) is the source of this 1055-nucleotide messenger RNA. RefSeq names its product lysosomal alpha-mannosidase. Gene Ontology annotation, biological process: mannose metabolic process. Gene Ontology annotation, molecular function: alpha-mannosidase activity; carbohydrate binding. The transcript is spliced from 7 exons. Lineage: Eukaryota; Metazoa; Arthropoda; Arachnida; Ixodida; Ixodidae. The record is from RefSeq and is a predicted model, not a curated record. Gene Ontology annotation, cellular component: lysosome. The coding region runs from base 1 to 969 and encodes 322 amino acids.